GAGAAUCUUUAGGAAAUUACAGGCUUGCUCUUUUUCUCUACCACUUACCUCCUCGUGUUGUGCUUCUCGAACGACAAGACACGCUCAAACCACGAGCAUGGAUAACGAGCAUGGAUAACGAGGACUCAGCUACGUCGACGGGAACGGCCAUUUCUGCCGCUGUCGAGAAACAUGAGUCGCAAUCCGAAAGGGAGAGCAGACCCCCUACGUCUCCUCUCAGUGAUCAAGAGAAGGACAUCAUCGAUCGGCAAUUAACAGCACCCAACCUCACUGUCGGAUACUUUUCGCUAUUCCGAUAUGCAAGCACAAAGGACAAGCUCAUUAUGGUGCUGGCUUUGUUUGCCAGUAUCGCUGCUGGAGCUGUCAUGCCGCUCAUGACGCUCGUCUAUGGUAACUUCGCAGGAAGCUUCACUAGCUUUUCAGUCGACGCCACUGCUGCUGCCAAGUUUGAACAGCAAAUUAACAAGUUCACUCUGUACUUCAUCUACCUAGGUAUUGGAGCAUUCGUGACUUCAUACGUCAGUAUCCUUGGUUUCUCAUACACCGGAGAGCGAAUCACACGAGUAAUCCGCGAGCUCUACCUCCGCGCUAUCUUCAGGCAGAACAUUGCUUUCUUCGACUUCCUGGGCUCUGGCGAGAUUACUACGCGCAUCAGUUCCGACAUGAACUUGGUCCAAGAUGCAAUUGGCCAGAAGAUUGGUCUAUUUGUAACUGGUGUCAGUAUGUUCGUUUCUGCACUGAUAAUUGGCUUCAUCAGGUCCUGGAAGCUCUCCUUGAUCAUGCUGGCUGCGACCGUGGCAUUGAUUCUGAUGAUGGGGGUCAACGGCACGCUCAUGAAAAAGGCGCAGACGCUCUCGAUUGACGAAUACGCCACUGCUGCUUCAUUGGCUGAAGAAGUGCUAUCUUCUGCUCGCAAUGUCGCCGCAUAUGGAACCCAGAAGAGGCUUGAGGAGAAGUACAAGGCUUUUGUAGAUCGCGCGAGUCAGUUUGACUUCAAAGCCAAGUUCUGGCUCUCUAUGAUGAUUGCUGGCAUGAUGGGGGUACUCAAUCUUCAGUAUGCACUAGCUUUCUGGCAGGGAAAGAGAUUCUUAGACGCCGGCGAACUUGGUGUUUCCAACAUUCUUACUGUGAUUAUGGCGCUCAUGAUUGCUGGAUUCUCCAUCGGACAGAACUUGCCCCACAUCCAAGCCUUCGGCGCAGCUACUGCAGCAGCUACCAAGGUCUUCAACACGAUUGAGAGAAACUCGCCCAUUGACCCAGAAACCGAGACAGGUAUUGUACCUGACGACUUUGUCGGCAACCUCGAAUUCAAAAACCUCAAACACGUCUAUCCUUCUCGUCCGGAUACUGUAGUGCUGUCCGACUUCAACCUCAGUGUCCCGUCCGGCAAGAUGGUUGCGCUCGUUGGUGCAUCUGGAUCUGGAAAGUCGACAAUCGUUGGACUUCUGGAACGAUUCUAUCUACCCAUGGAAGGCGAAAUACAUCUCGACGGCAGGGAUAUCACGACUUUGAACCUGCGUUGGUUGCGUCAGCAUAUGGCUAUCGUGAGCCAAGAACCCGUAUUAUUCAGUACAACAAUCUACGAGAGUAUUCUACAUGGCUUGGUCAACACCGAAUACGCCAACGUUUCGGACGAGAAAAAGAUGGAACUCAUUGAAAAAGCCGCCAAGAUCGCCAACGCUCACGACUUCAUCAUGGACCUGCCAGAAAAAUACCAGACCAAGGUCGGAGAAAGAGGUGGUCUGCUAUCUGGCGGCCAAAAACAACGUGUUGCGAUUGCCCGCGCUAUCGUUUCGGAUCCAAAAAUUCUUCUCUUGGAUGAGGCUACCGCAGCCCUGGACACCCGUGCCGAAAGCGCAGUUCAGGAGGCCCUCGACCGCGCCUCCCAAGGACGUACUACGAUCGUCAUUGCCCAUCGACUCUCCACUAUCAAGAAGGCUGACAAAAUCGUGGUUAUGGCCCUAGGCCGCAUCGUCGAGCAAGGUACUCACCAGGAGCUCAUCAACACCAACGGUGUAUAUGCGAGCUUAGUACAGGCCCAGGAACUAACAUCCAAGAUCAACCCCGUCAACAGAGAAUCCUCCCUGGAAGUUGCUGAGAAGCCAGCCAUAGGCGAGACAGACGUCGAGAAGCUCGCCCUGAUGCGCACCACGACAUCUGCUCCUACGGAAUUUUUGAAUAGAAAGGAUGAAAAGGAGAAGGAGUACGGCACAUGGGAAUUGAUCAAGUUUGCGUGGGAGAUGAAUAGUGGUGAACAGUUGAGUAUGACCAUCGGAUUGUUAGCCAGCUUCUUCGCCGGAUGCAACCCUGCGAUACAAGCCAUCUUCCUCGCCAACUCUAUCAACUCUCUCUUGUCGCCUGGAACGUCCCUCGGCGGGCUCGGAAUCAGCUUUUGGUGCUGGAUGUUCUUGAUGCUAGGACUGCUCAUUGGUUUCUUCUAUUAUAUCCAGGGCAUCACACUUUCCAAGGGAUCCGCGAAGCUUGUUGGCAGCGUUCGACAGCGCGCUUUUGGCGCGAUGCUUCGUCAAGACAUGGAGUUUUUCGAUGGCGACACCGUCACUUCAGGAGCUCUCAGCAACUUCCUUUCUUCGGAAGCCAAUCGUCUUGCUGGUCUCAGUGGUUCCACCCUUGGUACGAUUGUCAGCGCUGCUUCCUCUGUCCUCGUCGCAUUUAUCGUCGGUUGCUCUUUCGGAUGGAAACUUGCUCUUGUUUGCUCUGCAACGAUCCCACUCGUCAUUGCAUGUGGAUACUUUCGCUAUCACGCUCUUACUCGAAUGGAGAAGCGAACCAAGGAGACCUCAGAUUCGGCUAGUUUUGCCUGUGAAGCAGCCUCGUCUAUCCGUACUGUGGCUUCACUUUCUCUUGAGAAGCAUCUUCUCUCCGAGUACCAUGAUAAGCUUGCGGAUCAAGGGAAGGGCUACUUCAAGUUUACAAAUGUGUCUUCCGUUCUGUACGCCACAUCUCAGGGCCUGAGCAUGUUCAUCUUUGCCCUUGUCUUUUGGUAUGGAGGUCGUCUGUUGUUCAAGCAGGAGUACACCGUCCUACAAUUCUUUGUGGUGUACUCGGGCAUUAUCAACGGUGCUCAGGCGGCUGGUUCUAUCUUUUCUUUCGCCCCCGACAUGGGUGAGGCGAGAGAUGCGGCCAAGCUACUCAAGUCUUUCAUGAACCGCGUUCCCAAGAUUGACCACUGGUCGCCCGAGGGCAAGAAGGUUGAUCGUUUGGAUGGCCGUAUCGAACUGCAGGGUGUCAGAUUCUCAUACCCUGGAAGACCCGACCACCGGGUUCUACGCGGUGUGAGUCUCUCUGCUCAGCCUGGCCAGUUCAUUGCGCUGGUUGGUGCCUCUGGCAGCGGAAAGUCGACCGUCAUGCAAAUGCUCGAGCGCUUCUACGACCCGACCAGCGGUUCCGUCCUCGUCGAUGGCGUUGAAUUGAAGGACUACAACCUGCAAGACUACCGCUCGCAAUUGGCAAUCGUCAGCCAAGAAACUACGCUUUAUACCGGUACCAUUCGCGAAAACAUCCUUGCCAAUCAAGAUGGCCUAGGUGAUGACGUUGUCAUUCAAGCAUGCAAAAACGCCAACAUUUACGAGUUCAUCACCUCAUUGCCAGACGGUUUCAACACCCUCGUCGGUGCAAAGGGCGCUCUCCUUUCCGGUGGUCAGCGCCAACGCAUAGCCAUCGCUCGCGCUCUCCUCCGCGACCCCAAAGUCCUCCUUCUCGACGAAGCCACAUCAGCCCUCGAUUCCACCUCAGAGCGUGUCGUACAAGCCGCCCUAGACUCUGCUUCCAAGGGCCGCACCACAGUCGCUAUUGCGCAUCGCCUCAGUACGAUUCAGCAUGCCGACGUCAUCUACGUGUUCGACCAAGGCAAGAUUGUAGAGCAGGGUACGCACGAAGACCUGGUAGCGAAGAAGGGUGUCUACUUUGAGUUGGCCAGGUUACAAGCCAUUGGCGCACCCCAAUGAUUUUUCUUUUUUGCGGUUAGUAGAAACAAGCGCGAGCGUUGUUGCAUUUUCAUGGAGUUUACCUAGGCUGUACGAUAUGGCUUUAUACCGUUGUAAUCCUCGUUCGUUCUUUCUUUUUCACUCUGUUUUAUUUAUCACAUCGCCACUGUUUAGGCCGGGAACUAGAACAUUGCCGCAUGGGCGACAAAAAGCACAUUGCAUCACAUCGUAUUAUAGCAUUUAAAAGUACAUACACCACCUCUCCCGACUCAGUCGCGCAGAAUUAUCCAAUUUAUUCGUUAUACCAAA
This is a messenger RNA of Pyrenophora tritici-repentis Pt-1C-BFP, 4253 nucleotides long. Its product is annotated as MdlB, ABC-type multidrug transport system, ATPase and permease component. Gene Ontology annotation, cellular component: membrane. Gene Ontology annotation, molecular function: ATP hydrolysis activity; ABC-type transporter activity; ATP binding. The record is from RefSeq and is a predicted model, not a curated record. Gene Ontology annotation, biological process: transmembrane transport. Lineage: Eukaryota; Fungi; Ascomycota; Dothideomycetes; Pleosporales; Pleosporaceae.